Solea senegalensis (Senegalese sole) is the source of this 1379-nucleotide messenger RNA. It is a transcript of the gene nicol1, whose product is annotated as linkage group 3 C4orf48 homolog. NCBI's taxonomy places the organism in Eukaryota, Metazoa, Chordata, Actinopteri, Pleuronectiformes, Soleidae. The record is from RefSeq and is a predicted model, not a curated record. The transcript is spliced from 4 exons. Bases 122 to 403 code for a protein of 93 amino acids.
GCGCAUGCGCACUCCAGUAACCUACAUUAAACGAUCGUUGGUGAGCGUCCUGCCCUGAUUGUUGAAACAUCAUCGAUUCAUUCGCGGUAAAAGAGAUCGGAGCAUCAUCUUCAUCACAAUCAUGGCAUCCAGCGGUUAUUGUGUGCAGGCAGCGGUGCUGAUGCUGAUGCUGGCCGUGCAGCUGCUGUGUCUGGGUGCAGCUGAUGCGGAUCAGGAGACUGGGACUGUUAUUCCCGCUGAAAGUCGACCGUGCGUGGACUGUCAUGCAUUUGAAUUCAUGCAGAGGGCGCUGCAGGAUCUAAAGAAGACUGCGUUCAACCUUGAUGCCAGGACAGAGACGCUGGUGCUGAGAGCAGAGAGGCGGGCCCUGUGCGACUGUAUGCCCACCAACUCACUGCGCUGAGGUCAUCACCUGAGGACGCGUCCACCCGUCACCACACACUGGCCGUCCCACUCUCCUCAUGUACAGCCACUCUCGUCUGAAGUCACCCACACAAGAGGCACUUUAUUUUCUUUGUCGUCACGUCAACUGUCAUUGAGUGAAGCUUUGGUUUCAUGUCAUGCAUCUGAAGGCAUGCUAGUGUUUUUGCCUUAUUCUGGGUGGAUUUUGUUUUUACACCACUGAUAUUUGACAUUGUGAAACACACACCUGUUAGAAGUGAGUUAUUUUACCAUGGUCAUAGGAUUUGGUUCACCUCUCAUUUGUCUUCUUGGAAACAAAAACUUUUUUGUACUUUUUAGUAUUUCACUGUAUAAUGUAGAUAUACUAUAGUAGAAUACGUUGGUAAAUUUUCUCAUUGAAUGUGUUGUAUAAGAUGAACGUUUACAGCAAUUAUAUAUAAAUAUAUAUAUAUACACAACUGUAGCAUCACAUGGAAUUUAUCUGCUUAACAUAAAAUGACUCUAAUUUCGCAGAUUCAAACUGUUGGAUUAGCAGCAUAGCUUCAUCUGCAAAAUAACAAAACAAAAACGGGGGGGGGUUGGGGUUGGGGCGUUAAUUUUAAGUAUUUAUUUGUUAAAAAGAAUUAUUUGUAAAGAAAUGUCAGCAGGAAGAAAUGUGAAAUGAUAUUUUCUGAUUUUCUUUUUGUAGUUUCUGAUUUAGCACAGCACUGUAGCAUGAAUUCACAGCACUUUUUGUUAACCUGUAGAUUGUAUGUAUAGUUUAUGUACAGUAUAUGCACAUAUACUUCUGUGUACAGACUUUGUCUAAGGUGGAACGAGUAGUGACGAAUGCCAUUAGCUGCAGCAGGGGACAUAGAGAUAGAUGCAAGUGUCUUGUUGUUGCUUUUUCAUAAAUACCUUUGACAUGAUGUCACAGAAACACCCAUCUACUGUCUACAUGUUGAACCUUAAUCAAUAAAAACAAAGAGGGAUCUGGA